AGCGAGAGGCAGCAGCUUAAGUCUGUGGACAUUUGAGCUGAAUAAAAGGUAAGAAAGCUCCAAGAGUUGUUUGUUCCAAAAUGACAGAAGCCUCCAAGAAUUCGAAAUACAUAUAAAGCGGGACUUAGGGUUUUAUUUUUUUGACUCUUCCAGACUCUUCUUCUGCUCGCCUAUACGUACACCUAUAUAUACAGGCAAACGACCCACAGUCAACGUACACUGUGAGUGAAGGAGAAUAGCCAUGGGUGGCAGGCCUCGCUGUUUUUUGGACAUUACCAUCGGAGACGAGUUGGAAGGGAGGAUCAUUGUUGAACUGUACAAUGAUGUAGUCCCCAAAACUGCAGAGAAUUUCAGGGCACUUUGUACUGGAGAGAAAGGCAUUGGCCCCAACACUGGUGUUCCCCUGCAUUACAAGGGGUCCCGUUUUCAUCGUGUCAUUAAAAGUUUUAUGGUACAAGGUGGUGAUAUAUCUGCUGGCGAUGGAACUGGAGGGGAAUCCAUUUAUGGGCUGAAGUUUGAAGAUGAGAAUUUUGAACUAAAACAUGAAAGGAAGGGUAUGUUAUCCAUGGCCAAUGCUGGGCCCAAUACUAAUGGUUCCCAGUUUUUCAUCACCACAACUCGGACAUCACAUCUGGAUGCAAAGCACGUUGUGUUCGGGAGGGUCAUCAAAGGCAUGGGAGUAGUUCGAUCAGCUGAGCACGUCACUAUUGGUGAAAAUGAUUGUCCCACAGUUGAUGUUGUUAUUUCUGAUUGUGGAGAAAUCCUAGAGGGGGCUGAUGACGGGACAGCAAAUUUCUUCCAUGAUGGUGAUUUGUUUCCUGACUGGCCUGCGGAUCUUGAUGAGAACUCUAGUGAGCUAUCCUGGUGGGUAACAGCUGUGGAAUCAAUAAAAGGAUAUGGAAAUGAGCAUUUUAAGAAGCAAGACUACAAGAUGGCUCUUCGGAAGUACCGCAAGGCUCUCCGCUAUUUGGAUGUGUGCUGGGAAAAGGAAGGGAUUGAUGAAGAUAAGAGUCAAAAUUUGAGAAAGAUGAAGGGGCAGAUAUUCACCAAUAGUUCUGCAUGUAAACUAAAACUAGGAGACUUGAAGGGAGCACUUUUGGACACAGAUUUUGCAAUGCGUGAUGGUGGAAACAAUGCUAAGGCAUUGUUCCGGCAGGGCCAGGCACAUGUGGCUCUCAAUGAUAUAGAUGCUGCAGUUGAAAGCUUUAGGAAGGCAUUGGAAUUGGAACCAAAUGAUGGAGCAAUAAAAAAGGAGUUUGCCGCUGCAAAGAAGAAGGUUGCUGAUAGGCGCAAUCAGGAGAGGAAAGCGUACUCCAAGAUGUUCCCAUAGUGAUCGAGGUAAUUGGUUCAGGCCUUUUUUGUUGUUCUCGAGUCACCUGAAGGGGUCUAAAGGUAUUGAACUUGUUAUGAAAGAUCUACUCAUUUGCAGAAGAUUUUGGCAGCUGACUGUAGGUAUUGGUAAGUUUUGUUGCUUCAGUUUCAUAAAUUAGUUAGUUUUCACAUUAAAUUAGUCGUUCUUGUGUAAUAUUUUUCUUAUACUGAUUUGAGUUUUUACAGGUCUUGAAAAUGAGAGACUUGAGAAACCAGACCCCUUCUUGGUACAUACGACAGUAUUAUUUUAUGCCUGGACCAUUCUUAAAGGCAGCACAGCUUUUUUGUAUUGUUGCAAUGCAAUCUGUAACGUUGAAAAAUUUUAGACUUUCGUGCUAGAUUACAAUUGCAAAAUUCCUACUUUUUUGUACUAUGUUUUUUCAUCUUUCACUUGAAAACUUUUCAUGUACCACUAUAUUUCUCUACCCAACUAGUAACGCACACAAUAAAUAUGACAAACGAGGGGGCUCUAUCAUUUGUUA
Molecule: messenger RNA, 1853 nt
Organism: Salvia miltiorrhiza (redroot sage)
Lineage: Eukaryota; Viridiplantae; Streptophyta; Magnoliopsida; Lamiales; Lamiaceae
Product: peptidyl-prolyl cis-trans isomerase CYP40-like
Exons: 9
Coding region: 242-1330 (362 amino acids)
Biological process (GO): protein peptidyl-prolyl isomerization; protein folding
Molecular function (GO): protein binding; peptidyl-prolyl cis-trans isomerase activity
Source: RefSeq, a predicted model, not a curated record